Molecule: messenger RNA, 690 nt
Organism: Amyelois transitella
Lineage: Eukaryota; Metazoa; Arthropoda; Insecta; Lepidoptera; Pyralidae
Gene: Cpr66D
Product: cuticle protein 18.6
Exons: 6
Coding region: 1-690 (229 amino acids)
Cellular component (GO): extracellular matrix
Source: RefSeq, a predicted model, not a curated record
AUGUUGCGUCAAUGUGUAAUUUUGGCGGUCUUUGGCAGUGCACUGGCGGGUCCUGUAGCGAGGCCGCAGCAUCAAUACCAGGCUCAACAGCAGCAGGUCGAGGGCAUCCCACCGCAUCUUCUACGACAAUACAUCGGGCAGCAGGCGCAGGCAGUACAGGCACCCACACAAGUCAUUGCCAGGCCGGUCGCUGCGGCUCCCGCUCGUCUUCCCUACUCAGCACAGAGUGAGGACUACCAGCCGCAAUACCAACAGCAGUACCAACAACCACAGCAGCAAUACAGACCGCAAUACCAGCCUCAGAGGCAGCAACCCGUCCAGGAGCCACAGGAAGAUUAUGACCCUCAUCCAUCUUACCAGUUCGGUUUCGACGUGAACGAUGACCAGUACACCAACUACCAGAACCGCAAGGAACAAAGGGAUGGUGACGUCAUCAAAGGAUCCUACUCAGUGGUCGACAGUGACGGCUUCGUCAGAACUGUCACAUACACCGCCGACCCUAAGGAGGGGUUCAAGGCUGAGGUAUCGCGACAACCCACCGACAUUGUAGUGAAAAUUCCGACGCCUAAGCCCCAAUUGCUGCAGCACCAGCAGCCCCAGCAGCAUCAGGUCGCCCACGUGCCCAGGCCGCAGCCACAACCCCAACACCAGCAACAGGCACCACCUCAGUAUUACCGUUACGAACAGUAA